Messenger RNA from Erythranthe guttata (spotted monkey flower), 1251 nucleotides. Its product is annotated as N-acetylglucosaminylphosphatidylinositol de-N-acetylase family protein. Gene Ontology annotation, molecular function: N-acetylglucosaminylphosphatidylinositol deacetylase activity. Lineage: Eukaryota; Viridiplantae; Streptophyta; Magnoliopsida; Lamiales; Phrymaceae. The record is from RefSeq and is a predicted model, not a curated record. Gene Ontology annotation, cellular component: endoplasmic reticulum.
AAUUUAGAACAAAAUCAACCAACAUGACAUCAGCUACGACGAGCCUCAAUAAUCAAUUUAGAAAGAAAAAAAAUAAAAUAAAAAUUCAAGUUUUCCCCAAUUUGUUUGCUCUUAGAACCCUAACUACAAUUUUGAAUUUCAACAAACAAUUUUUGAUAAUUAAGAGCCGGUCCUUCUACCACGUCUCAAAUCAGACACCGUCGUCCACCCACCACUCGCCGCCGUCUGCCGCCCAACCACAAUUGAGUCUCUCUCUCUCUCUCCGGUUACCGUAUUAGGCUAAUUUCCCAUCAAUUACAGUCACAAUUGAUCAAAAUAGUUGAUUAUGGCGUGGGUAGCAUUAGUCUUAUCAGUGAUUGCGAUCUGGUUUGCUUCUCUUCUCAAAAUUCUUCAUGGAUCUUCUUCCUCCUCGAAAGCAGCAUUCCUGGAUGAUGGUGGGAAUUCUCGAAGGCGAAACGUCUUGCUGGCCAUCGCGCAUCCCGACGACGAGUCUAUGUUCUUUGCUCCAGUUAUCAAUUACUUAAUUUCAAGGGGUCAUAAUAUGCAUGUACUAUGCAUGUCAACUGGCAAUGCAGAUGGCAUGGGAAAUAUUAGAAAAGAAGAGCUUUACCUGGCUUCUGCCGUUUUGAAGAUUCCAACCAAGCAAGUGAAGGUUCUAGACCAUCCCGAUUUUCAGGAUGGUUUUGGCAAAGUAUGGGAUUCUAACUUAUUGGCAAGCAUUAUUGAUAAGGAAACACGUCUCCAUUCUAUUGAUUUGGUCAUUACUUUUGAUGAUUAUGGUAUCUCUGGACAUUGUAACCACCGCGACGUGCAUCGAGGAGUAAGAAAGCUAUUGCACGAUUCUUCAAGAAAACAUCUAGAAGCAUGGGAACUUGUAAGCACGAACAUAGUGCGCAAGUACAUUGGACCAGUCGAUAUUUGGCUAUCUAUAUUAUUCGCCAGACACCAGAAAAGCGGAGAAUCACAUUGCUUGCUCAACUUAGAUCCCCGUAAAAGUUAUUCCGCAAUGGCUCAGCAUUCUAGCCAAUGGGUUUGGUACCGGAAACUUUUUGUUGCGUUUUCAAGCUGUUCAUAUGUUAAUACGUUGAAGAAAAUCGAGUAAUAUUGGAUCGUGUUUCAAAACGAUUACUUUUGAUGUUGUUGUUGCAUAAGAGUUGAACAGUCAAAAUUGUAGAGUUUCUUUGAUCUGAAUUAUGUAUAACUUUUAUUGAUAAUUAGAGAGAAAUUAUCAAGGUGGUAUCAUUCUUUUCA